AUGACCAACAAUCGACAAAGAGAUGAAGAGCCUCCAAAAUGGCUGACUCAAGAUUUUAUAGAAAAUUCAUUAAGAGAAGGUUUAGAUUGCGAAUCGUUUAAAAUAAAAAAUAUGAAAAUGUCAAUGGCGGCCGCUGUCGGUGAUCAUUACGGAAGUCAAAUGUUUCGCGUUAAUUACACGUAUUCCACCGACGAUAGAAAAACGGAAAAAGAAUGUUCGAUUAUUGUCAAAUUGGUACCACCGGGUAUCAUGGGUGAGUUUUUAAAUAAAACUCCUGCUUUUGAUAUCGAAGGAGAAGCAUUGAAAAUCGUUCUACCACGAGUACACGAAAUGAUGGCGAAAGUUUAUCCGGAACAACCGAAAUUAUGGGCUGAUUGUUAUUAUUAUCGUGGUUCUCCAGAAAAUAUAAUCAUUAUGGAAGAUUUAAAACUAUCCGGUUUCACUCUUGGUGAUAGAUUUGUAGGUUUAGACUUUGAUCAUUCUCUUCUUGUUAUCGAAUCCAUGGCGAAACUUCACGCAACAACAUACGUAAUGAUAGAAGAAAAUUCAAAAUUAUUUGAAAAUUUUUAUAAACUUUUCUGGAAUGCUGAUAACGUUGAAAUGUUUAAAACUAUGACGGAGGGUACUAUCGAAUUUCUAGCAGAAGAUAUGAAGAAUUGGAGCGAUUUCGAUAAGAAAUCUAUUUACGUUGAUAAACUAUCAAAAGUUGAAAUUAUUAAGGGAAUCAUAAACGUGUGGGAAAGAGAUGAAAAAAAUUUAAAAGUUCUCAUUCAUGGAGAUUCCUGGUUAAAUAAUUUCAUGUUUAGAUACGGCACUGAUGGUAAACUCUCCGGUAUGAAAUUCGUGGAUUUUCAAAUAAUGUCGAUUCAUUCUCCAGCCAUGGAUUUGGUUUAUUUUAUAUUUACGAGUGUUUUACACGAUAAUAAAUUGGAAAUGAUCGACGUACUCCUGGAAAACUAUUACAAAAUAUUUUCUGGAACUUUAAAAAAAUUCGGCAGGGAUCCGGAAAUGAUUUAUCCGUUCGAAGAAUUAAAGAAAAAUUUCGAGAGUAAAUUAUUUUGGGGUUUUGUUGUUUUUUGCGCUUUCGUACCCAUCAUGAUGAUGCCAAAAGAAGAUGUCGUACAUCCGGAAGAAUUCAUUACAAAAAAUGAUAAGACGGAAUUUCAUAGAAAAGUUUUCGGGAAGGAAAGAAUAAAAAAUUUACUUAUCAAAGUCAUCGGAUAUUUUAUUGAUAAGAACGUUAUUUGA
Molecule: messenger RNA, 1248 nt
Organism: Pediculus humanus corporis (human body louse)
Lineage: Eukaryota; Metazoa; Arthropoda; Insecta; Psocodea; Pediculidae
Exons: 1
Coding region: 1-1248 (415 amino acids)
Source: RefSeq, a predicted model, not a curated record